This is a messenger RNA of Orycteropus afer afer, 1745 nucleotides long. RefSeq names its product G protein-coupled receptor 176 (gene GPR176). Gene Ontology annotation, cellular component: plasma membrane. Gene Ontology annotation, molecular function: G protein-coupled receptor activity. Gene Ontology annotation, biological process: G protein-coupled receptor signaling pathway. The record is from RefSeq and is a predicted model, not a curated record. Lineage: Eukaryota; Metazoa; Chordata; Mammalia; Tubulidentata; Orycteropodidae.
AUGGGGGAUAACGGGAGCUGGGUCUUCCGGAACGCCAGCGAGCCGCGCAACGCGUCGGGCGCGGAGGUGACGGGCGCGAACCGCAGCGUGCUGGGGGAGUUUGGCGAGGCGCAGCUGUACCGACAGUUCACCACCACCGUGCAGAUCGUCAUCUUCAUCGGCUCACUACUCGGAAACUUCAUGGUGUUAUGGUCAACUUGCCGUACAGCCGUGUUCAAAUCUGUCACCAAUAGGUUCAUUAAAAACCUGGCCUGCUCGGGGAUUUGUGCCAGCCUGGUCUGUGUGCCCUUUGACAUCAUCCUCAGCACCAGCCCUCACUGUUGCUGGUGGAUCUACACCAUGCUUUUCUGCAAGGUCGUCAAAUUUUUGCACAAAGUCUUCUGUUCCGUGACCAUCCUCAGCUUCCCUGCCAUUGCUUUGGACAGGUACUACUCAGUCCUCUAUCCACUGGAGAGAAAAAUAUCUGAUGCCAAGUCCCGUGAACUGGUGAUAUACAUUUGGGCCCAUGCAGUAGUGGCCAGCAUCCCUGUGUUUGCAGUGACCAAUGUGGCUGACAUCUAUGCCAUGUCCACCUGCACGGAAGUCUGGAGCUACUCCUUGGGCCACCUGGUGUAUGUUCUGAUCUAUAAUAUCACCACGGUCAUCGUGCCUGUGGCUGUGGUGUUCCUGUUCUUGAUACUGAUCCGACGGGCCCUGAGUGCCAGCCAGAAAAAGAAGGUCAUCAUAGCAGCACUCCGGACCCCACAGAAUACCAUCUCUAUCCCCUAUGCCUCCCAGCGGGAGGCUGAGCUGCAUGCCACUCUGCUCUCCAUGGUGAUGGUCUUCAUCUUAUGUAGCGUGCCCUAUGCCACUUUGGUCAUCUACCAGACUGUGCUCAAUAUUCCCAACACUUCUGUCUUCUUGCUGCUCACUGCCAUUUGGCUGCCCAAAGUCUCUCUGCUGGCAAAUCCUGUGCUCUUUCUUACUGUGAACAAAUCUGUCCGCAAGUGCUUAAUUGGGACCUUGGUGCAACUCCACCACCGGUACAGUCGCCGUAAUGUGGUUAGUACAGGGAGUGGGGUGGCUGAUGGCAGCUUGGAGCCCAGCAUGCGCUCAGGAAGCCAGCUCCUGGAGAUGUUCCACAUUGGGCAGCAGCAGAUUUUUAAGCCCACAGAAGAUGAAGAAGAGAGUGAAGCUAAGUACAUUGGUUCAGUUGACCUCCAGGCCAAGGGGAUACUUUCUACCAGCCUGGAAGUAGAGCAGGGGCCACAGCUUACAUCCGUUGCAUCACCCCUGAGCCCAGUGGACUCUGCAUCCCAGGUGGCACCAGCAGCUCCCAUGGAAUCUGAGGCAGUCCCUGACAAAUAUUCCUUACAAUUUGGCUUUGGGCCUUUUGAGUUACCUCCUCAGUGGCUCUCAGAGACCCGAAACAGCAAGAAGAGGCUGCUUCCACCUUUGGGUAACACCCCAGAAGAGCUGAUCCAGACAAAGAUGCCCAAGGUAGGCAGAGUGGAGCGGAAGAUGAGCAGAAACAACAAAGUGAGCAUUUUUCCGAAGGUGGAUUCCUAGCAAAGAUUGUAAAAUCCUGGGAGCAACAAGGAGCUUCCAUGUCCCUAAUGUCCCUUCACCUUCGGUCUGGCUGUAUGAUUUGUAUGAUCUCAUUGCAACCUAGUAUGGGUUAGCUCCUCCUGUAGGGGCCACAUGCUUUUGAAUGAAAGGAAAAAAUAUAUAAAAUCAAAUGUCUGCUUUAUUAAGGAAAUAUAUGU